AUGACGCAGAGACACGAUAGUAAUAACUACGUUAUUCACUCAAGUCCACCUGAGCUAAAUCCAGAACCGGAUAUCUUUACCUCAACGUCCUUGAAGAAUUCCAAAGACAAAGAUACCCUAUUGAGGGGCAUCGGAUACCUGUGUGGCAUCCAAGUGGACGAUAACAAUGGCCCCAAAAGGCUCACACGUCAGGUAGCCAGGUCUCUUGGAGUUAACCCGCCAUUUGUUCAAGAAACAAAUGACUUUUUCACCGAGAAUAUUGCCACUACGACUGAGCGUGACACGAAUUAUGUCCACCAGGGUUGGUCCAUUGAUGCAACCUCAACAAUUUCUCCAUGGACUUUGUCACGUACUAUCACCCGAAAUGGGCCCAAUAAUAGCGGAGCCUGGAUUACGCGGCGGACUGUGAUCAAACGACUCAGCGUGCAAGUGUCAUUGACGGAUCUCGUUCCUACCUCAGAAUUCCAAGAUGAAAUUGAAGUGGCGCUGAGCCAGCCAACAGUUUUUCAGCAAUUCAGAGCGGUUUAUUGUACAUUUCACAAGUGGUCAGUCAAAUCAACCCAAUUCUGGGUGCAUGCAGUUGAUGAUGAGGUUCAUCUACCAGGGGUGAUGUGGUACCAUUGGUAUGGAGAAAUUGAUAUGGGUAUAUCUUUGACCUUCACUGAUCUUGAAUCCAAUAUAUCUCAACUUCCUGCUACUGCCAACUGGAGAGACACUUAUUACUUGAUGACGAUUCGAACUGGGCGUACAACUAGACAGGACGGUAAUAAUUCUGCGAAUUGGGGAAAAGAGGUGUGGCCAUCCAUGAGUUAUACAUCCCCGCUUACUUGGCGCCAGAUCAGAAUAACAAAAGUUGCACCUACGAUAGAACUUCUGCCACCCAAGAUUCAAGAACGACUCUUGGAGCUAUAUGCCAAGCGUUUAUCCUAUGUCCCAGCUAUCACGAUUGGGCCCGGAGAUAGUUCUAGCAAGACUUAUGAGGACACACCUCAUGCCACAAAGCAAAUAUCUAGCGUUACUGUCUAUACAUCUGACUGGAUCAGGAGCAUGAGAUUUACUUAUGCAGACAAAACAUGCUCUAUUAAGCACGAAGGAACUGAAGGGUAUGGGGCUGUGCAUGAAUUCAAGCUUGUAGAGGGGGAGUAUAUUACGGAAAUGAUAAUAUGGCACAGCCAACAGCAGUAUAUUGGAGGGCUUCAAUUCAUUACCAACCUAGGGAGGUGUUCUCCUCACCUUGGAGGGGGCGAGACUCAAGUCACGCCAACUAUAGCAAGAAGCAAAGGAGGAGUUUUGGUUGGUGUUAUCAGCCUAUUAAAGCGGCAUGAUUUGGGCUAUUUGUUUAGCAAGAUCCAGGCGAGUAAAGGCAUAUGGCGCCACGAUGUUUUCGAUAGAGUGCCAAAAGAGUGCGAUGUAUUUUCUGAUUAUUACGGUUCCAAGGACGGUCGACCCUUCAACGAUCGUAUUGUUGUACGGAACUCAGAUAUAGCUAUAUCCCAAAUCGAGGUAUGGAGCGCCGGGGUUAUUGAUAGCAUUCAGCACACACCCCAACAGUUUACAUACGUUGACAGUAAAAACAAGGCAGGGAGCCGAAUUCUGUCCGAUAGACAUGGGGGUAUGGGAGGCUCUAAAAAGGCUCCGUUUGUUCUUGGUUCAGGAGAGCAUAUCUUUGGUAUCUCUGGAAGGCAUGACAACAGUCGAAUCACCCAACUAACAUUUAUAACAAAUCGGGGACGGACUAGCGAUGUAUUUGGAGUGGGACAAUCGACCGGAGAAUCUCAGUCUUUCUCAGUUUCUUCCCCUGAGGAUCAUGAAGGGAACCGCAUGAGGCUGCAGUACAUAUGUGGAAAAUGCGAUACGUUCCUUAAUGGGGUUGUGUUUGCUUGGACUCCCCUAUAA
Molecule: messenger RNA, 1896 nt
Organism: Rhizoctonia solani
Lineage: Eukaryota; Fungi; Basidiomycota; Agaricomycetes; Cantharellales; Ceratobasidiaceae
Product: Jacalin-like lectin domain protein
Exons: 12
Coding region: 1-1896 (631 amino acids)
Source: RefSeq, a predicted model, not a curated record